UUUCAGAUUUGUAUCUUAGAAUGGAAGAAAAAGGGAGAUUGAAAUCAAUUUGAAACUUAGUUAUAUUUCCUCGUGUCACAAAAUGAUAGUAUUUGGGAAUUAGAGUCUCCGUUCAAACUAUUUUCUUUAUAAGCGCAAUUUAUGAUCAGACUGUACUAACUAACUCCUUGCUUUGCAAACUGUCACCACCACCACCACCACUCUCUCUCUCUCUCUCUAUCUAUCUCUCUGUGUGUCUUCGCAAAACUCCAAAACUGAAACCCUCCUCAAAUUCAUUGCAAUCAUGGCGAAAGAGAUCUGCCAUCUCAGGAGUCGCGCAGAAAGGGACUUUAUGAUAGCAACGGGUCGCUUGUUUGGGAAUGCGGUGCCGAUCAGUUGGCAGCUUUAACUCCAUGAUUCAGUUGCGAUAAGCUCGCCGAAUUCGGCUUCAGUUGAACACAAUCUCUCCCCCUAGCUCCCGAUCGGUUAAUUAGGUUUCCAGUCAUGGCUGAGAAAGGCGAUGGUGAUAGAGUACGUAGAGAUGUUAAUGGUGACAAAAGUGAUCAUCUGCAAAACCACAUUCAUCUCACGAAUUGCAUCCAUUUGAAGAACCAUUUGCAUAAGCAGAGUCCAUUUGCGGGUGAUAGGAGUCUCUUGAGAGACCUUGUAACCCUUCAGAAGUCGAGGCGUCUGAGAGAUCCUUCUGAGAGCACGCGCUCUCUGCGCUCUCCUUCUAUGAUUGAUGAUGUGAUCCUUCAAAGACGGGGAAGGGAUGCCUUCGCCAGUAGAAGGUUCGAGAAUGGAGGAGAAUGUACGAGGAGGAUGCCGGGAAGCUCGCCUCCUGCUGCUGAUCCGCCUAUAUCAAGGGCUACGAGUGGCCUUGAUGAUCGUAGGAGAAUGAGGAGAGAAGAAUCAAGUAGAAAGAUUCUUGAAAAUGGAGUGUCAAAUAGGAGCAAUGGUAAGAGUGUGAACAAGAAAGAUAUGCCCCUUGAAGCAGAAGAGAUGGGUGAAGAAGCAGCAAGGAACACAAACAGCCAUGGAAAAGUUACCAAGAAGGAGAAAAGGCGCAGAUUUCGCAGUGCAAGGAGAAACCGGCCUAGUAUACCAACACGAGAUGCUAAAACUCAGCCUGAAACAUCCAACUCAUUUCUCCAAGGGAAUGAUGAUCACAAUGGCAGCACUAUUCAGGGCAAUAAGUGUGGAAUUCCAUGGAACUGGUCGAGGAUUCAUCACAGCGGAAAGUCGUUUCUUGACAUGGCCGGCCGGAGUCUCUCUCGUGGCUUAUCUGAAUCAAGGUCGAAGAAAGAAGGUGCCAUCUCUGACAAACCUAUUACUUCAGGAAACUCGAGUCCAUCUAAUAUGUUUGGUAGGGAAGCAUUGCCUCUGCUGCUUGAUGCAUCUGAAUCUCAGAAAAGUAUCGAUUGUUUUCCUUGGAUUCAUGAUUAUUCAGGUGAGUUAAGCAUUUUUGCUGACAAGCAGGAAACGGAAUCUGACCUCGCAUCGCAAGGCCACAUGGUUCUAAAGCAGCAUCAAAAUCUAACUCAGAAAUACAUGCCAAGAACAUUCAAUGAUCUGGUUGGUCAGAAUCUGGUAGUGCAGGCUCUUUCAAAUGCUGUUAUGAAGAGGAAAAUCGGGUUGUUGUAUGUGUUUUAUGGGCCUCAUGGAACUGGUAAAACCGCGUGUGCACGUAUAUUUGCAAGAGCCUUAAACUGCCAGUCUGUGGAGAGCCCCAAACCCUGUGGAUUUUGUGACUCUUGCAUUGCAGAUGAGAAGGGGAAGAGCAGAAACGUAAGGGAAAUAGUUCCGGUUAAUAAUAUUGACUAUGAAGGCGUGCUCGAACUCUUUGAGAAUCAUAUUGCUUCCCAGCACAGGUCAGAGUAUGGUGUGUUCAUAUUUGAUGAGUGUGAUGCUAUGAGUUCUGAUUGCUGGAAUGCAAUGUUGAAGGUUAUCUGUGGGGCCCCCAGGCGUGUCGUCAUCAUUCUUGUUUGCUCGAGUCUUGAUGCGUUGCCUCAUGUGAUAGUAUCCAGGUGUCAGAAAUUCUCUUUCACCAAGCUGAGAGAUGCAGAGAUGGUGCGCGCGCUGCAGCUGAUAGCAAGCAAAGAGGACUUAGACAUUGAUAGAGAUGCUCUCAAGCUGAUUGCAUCGAGGUCGGAUGGAUCUCUGAGAGAUGCAGAGAUGACACUGGAGCAGUUGAGCUUGCUCGGUGGGAAGAUCUCUUUGUGCUUGGUGCAGGAACUGAUUGGGCUGAUUUCAGAUGAGAAGUUGGUGGAUCUUCUUGAUUUUGCAUUGUCUGCUGACACAAUCAACACGGUGAAGAAACUGAGAGAUAUCAUGGCAUCAGGUGUUGAGCCGUUAGCCCUAAUGUCGCAGCUCGCUACAGUCAUCACUGACAUUCUUGCUGGAAGCUAUGAUAGUGCAAAACAAAGGCCUAAGAGGAAGUUCUUCCACCAGCAUGCUCUGUCCAAUGAAGACAUGGAGAAGCUGCGGCAAGCACUGAAAACGUUGUCUGAAGCCGAGAAGCAGCUGAGGGUGUCGAGUGAGCGGAUAACUUGGCUCACGGCUGCACUGCUGCAACUGGCUCCUGAUCAACGCUACACGGCCCCUAUUUCUUCUGCAGGUACUAGCUCAGAUCAUAGUCCGGUUGUCGUAGAUCCAAGAGUGAGAUCCACAAAGGGCAAUGCACUUGCAGCAGCUGAUAAAUUCAAUCGAGGAACUGAAGAAAUUUGGUUGGAAGUUCUUGAGAAUAUCAAAAUCAAGAGCUUGAAAGAGUUCAUGCACAAGGAAGGAAAGAUGGCCUCAGUGAGCUACGGUGCAGCUCCAACAGUGCAUCUGCUGUUCAAUUCGCAGCUGACGAAGUCUGUGGUUGAAAAGUUUAGAUCACGCAUCUUACAAGCAUUUGAGGCAGUUGUUGGAUCUCCAGUAACCAUUGAGAUCAGACAAGGAUCGAGAGAAGAUACCGGGGAAGGGCAGAUUCUGCUACGAGGAUUGGAACUGUCUGCUUCAGAUGAGAUUGUUCAAGUCGAGGAUGAUUCUCAAAGUGAGAGUGAGAGGCACAAGAAUCAAAUUGUAUUUGCAGGGAAAGCAUUUGAUGAAGCAGAACUGAGUGAGAGAAACCAGAGUCUUAGUAUUGUUAGAAGAAAGGUGUCUCUUGGUGACGUGAUCCAGCAGCAUGCAGAUGGAUUGUCCAAACCCCAAGCAGCCUCCGUUGCUGAUAAGCUUGAACAACAAAAUCUAAGACUAGAAGCAAGAUCAAGGAGAAUGCUCUGCUGGAACCCUCCCAAAAUUACUCAUCCUAAGCUUUCAUGCUUGAAAAUUAGAAGAAAGAAGCUGCGGAAAUUUGUCUCCUGCGGAAGGUGUCUCUCUGCAAGGUCUCAAUAGCAUAUUAGAUUAGGAUUAUAUAUAGAGGUUAGGUCAAGAAUUUUCCCUAAUCUCUUUUUCAUAAGGAUUGGAUUUUGCAAAAAAAAAAAGGAGACGUUCAUUAAGAUGUUACUAAAAAGCUUAUAUAGUUGUGAAUUUGUUUGUAGUAAAAUAGUAAUUGAUGGCCCAAUAUCCACAAUGGGAGCGGACGUAAAUGAUGCAUAUUUGGGCCAGUUAUCGCAGCUAACUUAUGUAAUGUACUAAUAUUCUUCGUUUCAUAGGCCCAAUGUAAACUAUUUUAGAUAUCUGUUUGGGCUAUAAUCAAUUCAACUGCCCAAUUAUUUUAUCGU
Molecule: messenger RNA, 3686 nt
Organism: Salvia miltiorrhiza (redroot sage)
Lineage: Eukaryota; Viridiplantae; Streptophyta; Magnoliopsida; Lamiales; Lamiaceae
Product: protein STICHEL-like 3
Biological process (GO): DNA-templated DNA replication; DNA repair
Cellular component (GO): DNA polymerase III complex; nucleus; DNA replication factor C complex
Molecular function (GO): DNA binding; ATP binding; DNA clamp loader activity
Source: RefSeq, a predicted model, not a curated record